UAGAAGGGCUUGGAGAAGGAGGGCACACAGACCGAGAAACGGCGAGUGCUUUUCAGGCAAAUGCAGUUCAGAGAAACACCGAUAGCAUAAAGCAGGGGGGAAGAGAGCAGCAGCGACUAUCCCCAGCCUUUGAGUGAUUUUUUUUUCCUUUUUUAUUUGUAAAGUUGCUCCUUAGUGAUUCCAACAACACCCCCACCCCCCGACACCCCUACUCUGUCUCUACUAGCGUGUCUGCUGGAGGAUGAUUCCCGCCGGCUGUCUCUUUCUCUGGGCUACCUUGCUCAUCCUGGGCUCCCCGAGCAUUCACACCGCCAGAUCCAAAAUCAACUCAAUCAAAUCUCCGGCGAGCGAGCCAGCCGCCGACCAGGUCCAUCCCCCGGUCAACCGGUCUGUCGGCUUGCAGCCCGGUAAGCUCGGGAAGAAGAACCCCAUCGCUAACCAGAACCUGGCAUGCAGCAGUGAUAAAGAGUGUGGACCCAGUGGGUAUUGUCACCAUUCGCACCAUCAAGGCCACCCAUCGUGCAUGUCUUGCAGGAGGAGGAAGAAACGAUGCCAUAGAGACUCGAUGUGCUGCCCUGGAAACUACUGCAAUAACGGUAUCUGUGUACCACUUCUCGACGGCACCAGUCGCAGAACCCUCCCUGGCGACAUACAAGAGCACACCAAGAAGGGAACCCACCAUGGAUCCAAGGGCUCGUAUUGGCAGAUUGUGGGAAACACACAGGCGAAACCGUCACGUGAGAAAGGUCAUGAAGGGGACUCGUGUUUGCGCUCGUCAGACUGCGCAGAGGGAUUCUGCUGCGCUCGCCACUUUUGGACCAAGAUCUGUAAACCAGUCCUACGCCAAGGAGAAGUAUGCACAAAGCAGAAAAGGAAGGGUUCACACGGUUUGGAGCUUUUCCAGCGCUGUGACUGUGCAAAAGGACUUGCCUGUAAAAUCUGGAAAGAGGCCAAAUCAAGGUUGCACAUCUGCCAGAAAAUCUGAGUAUGUUGGGAUUCCACUGUGGCCCUGAGACUGUGAAGUAAGGUGCUUUUGUUGGAGCACAUUGUGUAAAUAAUACAGGAUUUGUUAAAGUGCCAUUUCUCUCACAAGAGUUCAUUCACGCUUAUAGUAAAAGAACACAGAGGACCAGGUCUGAAGACCACAGCACACCCAUUCUGACCAUUAUAUGAUAGUCCAGCACAUCCAAAUUAAUUGAAGACCAUCACUAACCUUAGUGGGGAGUGUCAAGCUGUAAUCUUUGAUUUACUAUUCAAUUUAUAAAAUGUAUGAAAAAACAUAAUACUCAGGAUGUAGGCAUUGCGGAAGAGAUGGGCAGUUAUUACUCCUCCCUAGUUGCUCCUUGAGCUGAUAGUAGUUUUGAACAGCUUCAGUCAGUGGUGAAGGUGCUCUCAUUGUUGAGGCUGUUUCAGGCUUUCAGUCCAUAUAAUUAUAACACAAAGAACGUCUCUGCAAAUGUCUUUCUGUGCUUUUGGCUUGUUGGUUCUGCACUGUCAUUUUGAAUGAGUUCUUCUAGUGGCCAGUACAAGGCCAUAUACAUUGACCUUCACAAGGCCUUCCUCAGACAGAGUUGUUCAACCUUCUUCGGUAACAAUCAUAGCUCCUUUGAUCUGUACCUCAAAUUUAAUUUUUUUAGGAAACUGGAGAAGAUCAUAAGAACAUAAGAAAUAGGAGCAGGAGUCGGCCAUCCGGCCCAUCAAGCCUGCUCCACCAUUCAAUAAGAUCAUGGCUGAUCGUUUCAUGGCCUCAGCUUUGUCAACCUGCCCACUCACUAUACCCUUAAUUCCUUUACUAUUCCAAAAUCUAUUUAUCUUUGCCUUAAAAACAUUCAACAAGGUAACCUCAAGUGCUUGAGAUAACAAGGUGUAGAGCUGGAUGAAUACAGCAGGCCAAGCAGCAUCAGAGGAGCAGGAAAGCUGAUGUUUCGGGCCUAGGCCCUCUCCGCCUCAAAUGCUUCACAGGGCAGUAAAAUUCCACAAGUGAUCUUUCUCCUUAGAGUAGAAAAGGUUAAGGGAUUAUUUAAUAGAGAUUCUCAAAUUUAAGAAGCAGACGAGGUGGGGAGAAAUUAUUUCCACUAUCAACAACCAGAAGAUACAGAUGGAGGUAAUUGAUAAAAGAACAAGGGAGGAGAUGAGGAGAAAUUGUUUUACACAGUUAGUUGUUAUGAUCUGGAAUGCAUUUUCUGAAAGGAUUUUGAAAGAAGAUUCAAUAAUAACUUCAAAAGGUAACUGAAUACAUAAUUGAAAAGGAAAGUCUUGCAGGACUAUGAGGAACACAGAGCAUGAGUUGAUCUAUUAGAAUAGUUUUUUCAAAGCUUCUGUGCCAUGUAAUUCUGUUUAUACUGACCUGUUUUCCAAUUCUUACCUCUUGUUCAAUGUAAAUGAUUCAACUAACAUGGGGCACAUGUUAAAAAUCAUAUCAAGCCUUUUGAAGCACUUACGUUACCUGGAGGCAGAAUGGUUUGAAAGAGAAGUGACAAGGGAGGUUAGUAGGGUUAGUCUAUCAAAAGGCCUCAAUCAUCCUGUGCUCCUGCGGGUUCUAUUUGAUCUCAAUAUUUUCAAUUCAACAGAGCAGCAACAUAAUUUGCACUCAUGUUGAUAUCUUCAUCUUGAAACCUUAGAGAUUUUGACCUGAUAGUUUCAAAUAGGCAAAACCAUUACAAGCAGAAUAAUGCAGAACAAAAUGACAAAUGGAGGAAAUAAAAAACAUUUUUUUCUUCAGUAGUAGAACUGGGAUCCUACCAAAGAGGAAACCCAUUAAGCACCACCCCAAAUUUUCUUUUACAUUGUUGGCUAGGGUGUAAAAAUGAACUGCCAAUUUGCUGGGAGACCCAUGCAACAUUAGUAAUUUUGCCUGCAAGUUAUCUUAAUAGGUGCUUUCCACAUAAAAGUGCCAACAUAUGAUGGAAGUACAUAUCAAGAAUUUGUGCAAUUCCUAUACCAAAAUUAAUGAAUGCAAGAUCAGAGCCCAUGUGUCUGAAGUGCACAUCACUGGCAUGUGCUGGGAAUAGAAAUCUCCCUUAAUGAUGUUCACAUGAGAUCAGAUAACUAAGUUAGAUUUCACAGGUACAGCCACAUGCUCACACCUGCUAAUGUUUAAUGUAACUUCACCCCUGCAGUAGCCAGUGAAUAUGAAACUUUUUUUGAUGCAACAGGAGGAAUUGUUACAAAGUUUACAGUUAGAGGCAGUGGAUAAAAGUUUAAGAGUCGGGUUUACCAAAGAAAGAAAACACAGAUGUCAGUUGCGAUUUAUGGUCUAAAAAUACCAAUUAAGAUAGAAAUGAACACAGGAUGUGUUAUGAAAGGAGAGAAGCAGAAAAUGAAACCUCUAAGUGGCGGCUAAACCUUUUAACUGUAAAUUUGUAUAGGAUUUUAUGUACAGUAUUGUAAGCCAAAACUUGGGAUCUUCUUGAAGAAAAAAAAUCAAGCCAGUUCCUUUCUCAGCAGCGCAUCCUCAAUUCAGGCUUGCUGGCAUUGGGAAUGAAUGCAGCUUUUUUUUUGUUUAAGAGUUCCCUACAAAUAUCAAAAUAUAUUGUUAAUAGGAGGACACCCUGAGGGUUUAAAGCACAUAAAGGGUGCAAUGAAGUAUGUAUUAUUGAUGAAAAAUGCUUAUUACAAAAUAAGGUUAUUUUAGUCUUCCCUUCUUGCUCACUCCAACGCAUAACAAUAGAGAGACUGGAAGAAUGAAUAGUGAAAUAAUAUUGGAAAGCAUGUUGUAGAGAGUAAUGGGAGUGUUUACUGGAAAAUCAUCUCAUUAGAAGAGUUCACAUUGUUUAUUAAUCACUUGAAUUUUGUUCUUAUUGUUUAUCUAUCUUCAUCUGUAUCCCUUGAUGAGAUAACUUUCAUUGUAACCAUUUCAGCAGUUAGUUUUCUAAUAGCUACAGCAACGCUGUUGAUGAUGUAAUGACUAACUUUAUGAUUAAAGGACAUCAGCUGCAGCAUGUUACUGAGAAAUGGCACUGUGUAGAUGUAAUACAGAUAUCCACAGGCUAAACUGGUGCAGGCAUGGGUUUCCAAGCUGGUUUGGGACCUGGAUGUGCACAGACUAGAUUUGCACCUUCAAGAGAACCUGGAACCAUCUCUACUGCAUUCCACUGACUGUACAUUAUUUUGAGUAAAGUAUGCAAGGUAUUCCUCCCUCUCGCUCCUUUCUAAAGGAAAAUUGGCUCAUUACAAGUGAGGAAGAUUUAGGAAAUGAUAAACACUAGCUUGAUUUCACUAAUGUUACAGUGGUCAGGGAUGUAGAAUUGCAGAUGAAUAAAUUUUGCUUACACAAGCAAAGGUUUCAGAGAGGGUGAAUCAGGGGAUGAAGUACCAAGUGCAUGUUUUAAUAAAGCUUUUAGUUUUUUAAUCACUUUGCGGUCGUAAUUAAUUAUGGUUUGCUGAGCAAAGUCAAAAGAAAAUUGUUAUCCCAUUGCCCGGGUUCAUAAUUGCUUAAAAAGUAGCCAUUAUAAUCUGAGAAUAUUCUUAAAGUUUUGCACUUACUUUCUUAACCAGUCAUCACAGAAUUCAGAGAAUUGAGAAAAAUCGCAAUAUUUACCGAAUUCUAUCAUCAAAGAACAUUGAAACAAUUUAAGCAAACCAUAUUGCUGUAGAAUUCUUACUUUCAUUGUCAGUGUUGCUUUCAAGAGCUGUUAAUAUCAUUCAACAGGAAUUGAUUAUAUUCAAUUAUUGUAUUUUUCCAAAUUUUAGAAUGAGUAAAGGUUUUUUGUAUAGAACAGUUCUACAUGUAUUCAGAAUGAUUUAUUUUA
Molecule: messenger RNA, 4751 nt
Organism: Stegostoma tigrinum
Lineage: Eukaryota; Metazoa; Chordata; Chondrichthyes; Orectolobiformes; Stegostomatidae
Gene: dkk2
Product: dickkopf WNT signaling pathway inhibitor 2
Exons: 4
Coding region: 242-985 (247 amino acids)
Biological process (GO): negative regulation of canonical Wnt signaling pathway; multicellular organism development
Cellular component (GO): extracellular region
Molecular function (GO): co-receptor binding; receptor antagonist activity
Source: RefSeq, a predicted model, not a curated record